UCAACAGGUUAAAUUUUCCUUCCUCACACCAUUUUUACUAUACAAACUUCUAAGCUCUUUUUUUUUUCUUUUACUUAGACAAAGAAAAAGGUUUAAGAAAUUAGAGAAAACAAUGGGUUUAUAAAAACUUCUAAGCUCUUUUUUUAUUUUACCAAAUUGUAGAAAAAAAGGUGGGUUUACACAAACUUCUAAAAGGGUCAAGAAAUUGAAGAAAAAGUUGAAUUUUUUUAAUAUUUUUUUUUCUUUUGGAGUAAUGGAUGAUGGGGAUGUAUCAGGUUGUAAAAAUGAGAGGAAAAAAGAUGGAGAAAUGGUAGAGAAAAGUGAAAUUAAUAUUAAUAAUAAUAGUAAUAGUGAAAAGAAUGUGGAGAUAUCAGCAGCUACAGCAUCUAUUAUGUUUCCAGGUUUUAGGUUUUGUCCAACAGAUGAGGAACUGAUAUCUUAUUACUUAAAGAAGAAAGUUGAAGGGUCUGAUAAUUGUGGUGAAGUUAUUUCUGAAGUUGAGAUUUGGAAACAUGAACCUUGGGAUCUUCCUGCUCAAUCCAUCAUUCAGUCAGAUAAUGAAUGGUUCUUCUUCUCUCCUCGUGGAAGGAAGUACCCAAAUGGUUCGCAGAGUAAAAGGGCAACUGAGUCUGGUUACUGGAAGGCCACAGGAAAAGAACGUAAUGUGAAGUCUGGUUCUAAUAUGAUUGGCACAAAGAGAACCCUGGUAUUCCACAUUGGUCGGGCACCUAAAGGACAGAGGACACAGUGGAUAAUGCAUGAAUAUUGCAUGACGGGUAACUCUAAUGAUCAGGAUUCAAUGGUUGUUUGCCGCCUGCGGAAGAAUAACGAGUUUCAUUUGAAUGACACCCCAGGAAAUCAAAGGAAUCAUCUGGCUGUAAAUGAUACCGCUGCUUUGUCUGGGGCAGGACAGUUGGAUGGUUUGGGAUUGAUAAGUGGAGUGGCGUGCUGUUCCAAAGUGGGUAGUAGCAGUUAUAGUUCUCAUUCGGUUGAGCAGAUUGAAUCUGGAUCAGAAUCCGAUAAGCUGACUAAAGAGUUGCCUCAGCAUCAUUCCUCUAGUGACUUGAAGGAUUGUGAUGAAGAGGACUGUUUUGCUGAUAUAUUGAAAGAUGAUAUCGUUAAGCUAGAUGAUUCUUCGUAUAAGGCAAGAAACAAUCUGUUGCCAACAAUCGCUAGGAAGCUUGAAUCCUCUACGAACUCGCCAAUGUCCGAGGAAGCCCAAAAUCUGAUGUCUCAUCGGCUGCCUUUCCAGGGCACUGCAAAUCGAAGACUAAAACUACGAACGGAAAACGUGCCCCGUCAAGUAGAGAAAUCUAAACCCCAUGAAGCUAAUAAGAAGAUUAGCCAUGGUCGGGGCAUCAGUAGACAGUUGAUUAAAAGGAUGAAGCAAUGGUUGAUAUGUUUACUUUUAGUUUCCUUGAUGUUACUGGUCAUGUUUCUUUGUUUAUUCGGAGUUCCACAACAGAGUAAAAUGGCAUUACUCCAGCUGAAGUUAAUGUAGCGCCAGCAUAGAUCUCUUUUGUAGUAUUUAGAGUGGCAGUUCAGAGAGGUAGUUGAUUCAACUUUUUGAUGCAUGUAAAGUAGGCUCUGCUUAUGUCCAAUUAUCUGUAUUUUACUAGCAAAACAGUAAUGUACAGGAUGAUAUCUUGUAAACUUGUAGGUGUAUGACAGUAGCAGAACUUUAGGGUGGUGUCUUACUUUACAUAGUUGUAUAAUACCUUGUAAAGAUAUGUAGCUGUAUAAUAUCUGCGGCGGUUUUUCA
Messenger RNA from Lycium ferocissimum, 1762 nucleotides. Its product is annotated as NAC domain-containing protein 40. The coding region runs from base 254 to 1501 and encodes 415 amino acids. NCBI's taxonomy places the organism in Eukaryota, Viridiplantae, Streptophyta, Magnoliopsida, Solanales, Solanaceae. The record is from RefSeq and is a predicted model, not a curated record. Gene Ontology annotation, biological process: regulation of DNA-templated transcription. Gene Ontology annotation, molecular function: DNA binding. The transcript has 4 exons.